This is a messenger RNA of Brenthis ino (lesser marbled fritillary), 261 nucleotides long. The record is from the annotation of a GenBank genome assembly. NCBI's taxonomy places the organism in Eukaryota, Metazoa, Arthropoda, Insecta, Lepidoptera, Nymphalidae.
AUGCGGUCCGCGUUUAGGUUUCGUUCGGAAUAUCUGCGCGCAAAAAACAUCUUUUGUGACAAGCGUGUGAAUACAAGCGAGCCCUUUGUCCGCGACGCGACGCACUGCUGUCUGUCUCCCGACGCGGACAUGCUCGCCGAUCUUUAUCGUUCCACACUGGUAUACUACAUACAGCCUGAUCGUCAUUCCAGUUACAACUUCACUCACCUCUCUGCACACACCACCUCCACGCAGCGACGCACGCCUGUCACGUCGUUGUCC